Molecule: messenger RNA, 1090 nt
Organism: Homalodisca vitripennis (glassy-winged sharpshooter)
Lineage: Eukaryota; Metazoa; Arthropoda; Insecta; Hemiptera; Cicadellidae
Exons: 5
Coding region: 158-859 (233 amino acids)
Molecular function (GO): N-acetyltransferase activity
Source: RefSeq, a predicted model, not a curated record
GAUAAGAGAAAGUCCAAUUAAUGGUUAGUUAAACCUGUUCAAUUUUAAUGUUAUCACUUAGGAGAUAAGAGAAAAUCCAAUUUAUAGUCAGUUAUCUCUCAGCAACAGUUCAGUGAACAAGUGAUACUGCUGCAAGUGAUACAUACACUUGGAUAAGAUGACAAAAUGGGGCGAGAAAAAUGGAAUAGAGUUUUGGACAAUGCCACCAGAACGUGCAGAAGAAGCUACGGAUGUCUUGAGGAAUGGUUUCUUUGAGGAUGAAGCUUUUUGUAAUUAUUCGGGGAUACCAGAGGACGACGAAGGACAGAGGGAGUUGAGCAAUCUAGCUGUGAUCUGUGCUGAAGACGGCAUAUGUACUAUGGCCAUCGAAAAACAGACCGGUAAAAUUGUGGGUGUCUCUUACAAUAAAAUUCAGGUGACUCCGUCCCCAGGUCAGAAGGGGUUCUUUGAAGAGUUUCGAGAUUCCAAAUGCAAGAGUAAAACAGCUAGGGUUUUGAUCAAUGAGAUGAUAUGGUUUGACCAUUUGGUUGAUCUGUUUGAGAAGUACAAGACUGAUAGUGGUGCAGAAAUCAUGUUCCUAGGCACUCACAAGGACUACAGGAAAAGAGGAAUUGCUGUUGGUCUUGUUGAGGCUACCCUUGCAGCUGUCCGUGCAUUACCGCCAUCUAAGCGUCCUCCGAUAGCCACUGCUAUUUUCACCUCUCCUUACUCUAUCCGAGUGGGACGUUCACUAGAGUUUGAUGAAGUCAUCACAGUGGCCAUGAAGGACAAGAUCCUCAAUGGGAAACCUUUCUCUGAACAUCCCAAGAUAGGACAGGACCACCCAGGCGCUAUUGUAAUGGUUAAAAGACUGAACUAGUUCCUGACUGGAUGAAAAUGCUUUGUAAUUGAUUGCUGAUUUACAUUCUUAUCAAUGAUCUAAUCACCUAAUUAGAAUUUCUUAUCACUUUGAUUCUUAUUUAAAUUAGUAAAUAAGGAGUUAUUGUUUUGCACACAUUAUUGCUUGUACGAUGAUAUAUUUUUAAUACUUAUUUUAAUAUUGUUAUUGUAAUAUUAUAAAUGGUUCAAAUAUAACAGAAACUCAUGAAAA